Messenger RNA from Cajanus cajan (pigeon pea), 621 nucleotides. RefSeq names its product heavy metal-associated isoprenylated plant protein 47. Gene Ontology annotation, molecular function: metal ion binding. NCBI's taxonomy places the organism in Eukaryota, Viridiplantae, Streptophyta, Magnoliopsida, Fabales, Fabaceae. The record is from RefSeq and is a predicted model, not a curated record.
AGGCAUAGGUCUCACUAGCUAAUUAAGCUUCUCCCCCAGCAUAAAGCUAAUUAAAUCCGUGUUCUGUUUUAAAUUAUCAAACAUGAAGAAAAUAGUAAUCCAGGUGCACAUGCAGAGUGAUAAAUGCAGAAGCAAGGCACUGAAAAUUGCUGCAAUCGUUCAAGGUGUGCAUUCGGUGUCAUUAGGAGGUGAAAGCAGAGAUCAAGUGGUGGUGACAGGAGAUGGAAUCGAUUCUGUUUGCUUGACUAAUAAGUUGAGGAAGAAGUUCAGCUAUGCUACCCUUUUAAGUGUCACAGAUGCAAACGCUUCCAAUGGUGGCGAUGAUGAAGGCGAACAGAAAGAGGAAACAAAUUCAAUGGAAAAUAUGGGAGUAGGUUAUUAUUAUGCGAACUAUCCUCCACCACCUUUUCCUUCAUAUGUCGUAGAUUAUGAUUCACACCCCAAUACUUGUUCUAUCCUCUGACUCUGAGUCGUUGCCUUCUCGAUGGUGAAGGGUUGUAUCUUAAUUUCCAUCAUACAUAUAGGGUGAUGAAACCAUCCACGAAGCAAAUGCUUUGGAUAUCCAAGAAUAUUAGUACAACGUUUGGGACCCCAAUGAAGAUCAGAAAUAACACACUAUGU